This is a messenger RNA of Diaporthe amygdali, 4245 nucleotides long. RefSeq names its product 53 exoribonuclease 1. The transcript has a single exon. Gene Ontology annotation, molecular function: RNA binding; 5'-3' RNA exonuclease activity. NCBI's taxonomy places the organism in Eukaryota, Fungi, Ascomycota, Sordariomycetes, Diaporthales, Diaporthaceae. The record is from RefSeq and is a predicted model, not a curated record. Gene Ontology annotation, biological process: nuclear-transcribed mRNA catabolic process; rRNA catabolic process. Gene Ontology annotation, cellular component: nucleus. Bases 1 to 4245 code for a protein of 1414 amino acids.
AUGGGUGUUCCCAAGUUCUUCAGAUGGCUCUCGGAGCGGUACCCCUCCAUCUCCCAGCUCAUAGCUGAGAAUCGAAUCCCCGAGUUCGACUGCCUCUACCUCGACAUGAACGGAAUCAUCCACAACUGCACCCACAAGGACUCGGGCGACACCCAGUUCCGCCUGAGCGAAGAUGAGAUGUUCAUUCGCAUCUUCAACUACAUCGAACACUUGUUUGGUAAAAUCAAACCCAAGCAGCUGUUCUUCAUGGCCGUGGACGGCGUUGCACCACGAGCAAAGAUGAACCAGCAGCGCGCGAGACGUUUUAGGACUGCGCUGGACGCUGAGCAGGCAAGAGACAAGGCGAUUCGAGAAGGGAAAGAACUCCCCAAAGAGGAACCAUUCGACAGCAACUGCAUCACGCCAGGAACGGAGUUCAUGGCGAAGCUUUCGCAGCAGCUGAGGUAUUUCAUCAACAAGAAGGUUACCGAGGACAAGGAGUGGCAGGGCUGCGAAAUCGUGCUAUCCGGUCACGAGGUCCCUGGCGAGGGCGAGCAUAAGAUUAUGGAGUACAUUCGUAACGCAAGAGCACAGCCCAACUACCACCCCAACAUGCGGCACUGUCUAUAUGGUCUCGAUGCCGAUUUGAUAAUGCUGGGUCUGCUCAGCCACGACCCGCACUUCUGCCUCCUCCGUGAGGAGGUCACCUUCGGCCGCCAGUCCAAGGUGCAGUCGAAGGAACUGGAGCAUCAGAACUUUUAUCUCAUGCAUCUUUGCAUUGUAAGAGAAUAUCUAGAGCUGGAAUUCCAGGAUUUCAAACAGGAUGGCGCGAAUCAGUUGAAGUUCUCUUUCGACAUGGAGCGGGUUAUCGAUGAUUUCAUUCUCAUGGCGUUCUUCGUCGGCAACGAUUUCUUGCCCAACCUUCCCCGGAUACACAUUAACGAAGGUGCUUUGGCGAUGAUGUUUAGGGUAUACAAGUCCGUCUUGCCGAAAUGCGACGGCUACAUCAAUGAGGGCGGCGCAAUGAAUCUGAAGCGUUUGGGUAUUUUCCUCGAGGAGCUCAGCAAAGAGGAAUACCGCUUCUUCGAGCACGAGGUCGAGAGCGCUAAGUGGUUCCAGGCCAAGCGGAAAAUCGGUAAUGGAGACGCGGCGCCGAAGCCCAAGGGCAAGCUCGUCGUCACCUCGGAGCAGAAAAAGCUAUGGAAGGAGCAGAUCAAGCCCUUUCUUACAAAGCGGGCGUCUGAGACUCUGGAUCUCGGCAUCAGCCUGAAAGCUGCUGAUCGGAAGUUCGUGCAAGAAUUCGCCGACAGCGCUCGCAUCGGCUGGAAGACUAAGGAAGAUGACGACGGGCACCGGCAUCUCGUGCUUUCCUUCCCCCCAAAGCCAGAAAUGGACGAUGGUGAAGGCGCCGAAGACUUCGAAGAAGAAUCGCAACUUGCUAUCAAUCGGAUUGUUAAGAAGUACGAUAAUGCCGAAGUCCAAGACGUGACAGCAGAAGAAGCCCAGGCUCAGUAUGAUGUCUUGUAUCAGCAGAAGUUUCAAGAAUGGAAAGACCAAUACUACGCCGAGAAGUUCCCUGAGUGGGCAGGAAAAGAGGAAGCCGAGCUGAAAAAACUCACCGAGAACUACGUGCAGGGGCUGCAAUGGGUAUUGUUUUACUACUACCGUGGUAUCUGCUCAUGGCCUUGGUUCUACAAAUAUCAUUACUCUCCUUUGAUUUCGGACGUCAUCAAAGGGCUGGGUGCCGAUCUUGACUUCAAGCUGGGCCAGCCUUUCCGGCCGUUUGAGCAGUUGAUGGGUGUGCUUCCAGACCGAAGCAAGAAGAUCGUCCCUACCGUCUACUGGGAUCUCAUGACGAACCCCGACUCGCCUAUUGUUGACUUCUACCCCAGAGAUUUCGAGCUGGAUAUGAAUGGCAAGAAGCAGGACUGGGAGGCUGUGAUUAAGAUCCCUUUCAUCGACGAGAAGCGUCUCCUCGAUGCCAUGGCCACCAAGAACGAUUUGCUGUCCGAUGAUGAGAAGGGCAGGAACGGCUUCAACGUUCCCAUCAAGUUCACAUACUCUGCGGAUUAUGACUUCACCUAUCCAUCGUCCAUGGUGGGCAUAUUCCCUGACAUCCCUCAUUGUCAUUGUGUGGAGAACAUAUUCGACCUUCCCCCAACGGAUGGUCUGAGCUACCGGCAAGGAUUGAUGGAUGGCGCCAUGCUUAACGUCUCGGCUCUGGCCGGUUUCCCAAGUCUGGCAACCCUUCCCUACACUGCGACUCUGGGCUUCCACGGGGUCAAUGUCUUCCAACAGGAUAGUCGAAAUGAGAGCAUGGUCGUCACGCUAUCCGACUCAGCGAUGCGGACCAAGGUCGAGAACGCCAAGAAGAAACUUGGCCAACGGUGUUACGUUGGGUAUCCAUUUCUUCAAGAAGCGAAGAUCGUACGUGUCUCUGACGAGCUGUUUGACUUCACACUUGCAGAGAACGGAUCUGGAGAAGUCGUUGUGAAGGAUCACUCCAACAGGGAGAUCGAUGACUGGCUGAAGAACUCAAGAUACUGGGAGGACUUCUACAGCAAGCGCUUGGGCAUCUUGAUUGGUGAUGUGGAGUCCAUGGUCCAUGUCGAAAUGCUCAGGGGUCUGAUCAAGACCGACGAAGGCGCUACUAUCAAGGAAUUCGGUGAAAUACCAGGCAUGCGAGACUUCUACGCAUCGCAGACCAUCGUUGAUGACGUGGUCAACGAGGACGAGCGUUUCACGGAAAGAGCGGCACUGCCUCUCGAGGAGGAAUUCCCUGUGGACUCCCACGCCUUUUACCUGGGUGACAUGGCGUAUGGUCGACCUCUCGCAGUUACUGGCUACAGCGACAAGAAGCUGGAUGUUAUUAUCUCCAAGAUGAAGAACAAGGAGCCAGAGUUUGCAAGGCAAAUCAUCCAAAAGAGCGAGCGUGAGAACAGAUACAUGCCGUCUUUCCAGGUCGCCAAGGACCUGCAUCUUCACCCUUUGGCCUUCAGCAAGAUCACAUCUUCCUACCAAGUCUUCAGCGUAGGAGAUCUCAAAGUCAAUCUGGGCCUGAACUUGAAGUUUGAGUCAAAGAAGUUGAAGGUACUGGGCUUUACACGCAAGUCUGAGACAGGCUGGGAGUUCAGUCGUGCGGCGAUCAAAUUAGUACUGGACUACAUGACAAAGUUCCCAGACUUCUUUGCGGGGCUGAUCAAGAAUGUCCAGAGCAGGGAUGUCAAAGCAACUGACAUCUGGUCCGACGAGGCCACAGCGACAGCAAGAGUCAAAGAGAUUGGUCAGUGGCUCAAGUCCGUUGGCACGAACAACUUUGCCAAGGUGCCACUGGACGCUGAACAGCUCGACUCGACCGUCGUGAUGGAGCUGGCUAAAGCAUCUGAUAUGGCUUUGCAAGCUUCUCAGGACACUACACCGCAGGCCGUCAAGGGAGUGCCGCGUAGCGCCCUCUUGAAGCCUGGAGACGCGGAGACCCGACUCGGGAACCAACGUUUCCGCUUGGGAGAUCGAGUCGUUUACGCGCAGGAUAUCGGCAAGGUUCCUAUCGCCUCACGAGGGACUGUUGUUGGCAUUAGCAGGGUGGGCAGCAAAAACAUCCUUGAUGUCCUCUUCGAUAUCACCUUCAUGAGUGGAAACACUCUGGAUGACAGGUGCCCCGUGUUUAGAGGCCAGACAGUCCCAGCCUCAUCUGUCCUCAACUUGACCGAUAAGCAGGUCGUCAUUGGCUCCAAGGCUGCCCUGGCGCGUGCCCCUCACCCGUCACUUACCACGCUCGUGGCGAGUGGUGGCUAUGGUGCACCGGGCGGCAGACAGUUCCGCGAAUCUGCUCCACCUCCACCACUGACUGGUUCAUGGCGCGGUGCAAUCAAUGGUACUAACGGUCACAGUCGUGGUCGUGGAGGCCACAAUGGCCAGCCGGCUCAGCGGGGGACCCUCAACAUCCAGCCCAGCAAUCUGGUUUACCGCCCGUCGCCGAAUCAGACACCACAACAGGACCACCAACGCGGCGGCCGUGGAGGCUUCCAGAACGGCUCCGCUAGAGGCGGACGUGGUGGUGCUCAUCGUGGACGGGGCGGUGGUGCAGCGAACGGUGACGGUCAGCAGGCGCAACAGCCAUCCUAUAACGCUUAUCCACCACCCCCAGGCCUCGAUGGCAGAGGCCGAGGCCGUGGUAGGGGAGGCCGAGGCCGUGGGUCGUCGGGUUCGCGUGGUAGUAGGGGUGGCGGCCGGCCGCAGCAGUCACAAGCUGCUGCUCAGAGCUAG